Lathyrus oleraceus (garden pea) is the source of this 366-nucleotide messenger RNA. RefSeq names its product zinc finger protein GIS2-like. Bases 1 to 366 code for a protein of 121 amino acids. The transcript has a single exon. The record is from RefSeq and is a predicted model, not a curated record. Gene Ontology annotation, molecular function: zinc ion binding; nucleic acid binding. NCBI's taxonomy places the organism in Eukaryota, Viridiplantae, Streptophyta, Magnoliopsida, Fabales, Fabaceae.
AUGUGUUGGAGAGCUUCUAAGGGAAGAAAAACGUCUUAUUACUCAAGGAGCCAUGUUCAUGAAGCUGUUAUUUUUGAGCCUGCGGCGGUUGCAUAUGCUGCUCAAAGUAAAGGAAAAUGCCGUGAUAUGAGUCAGGUUCAAUGUUUCUCUUGCAAACAAUUUGGACAUAUUGCUCGUAACUGCAGCAAGAAGAUUUGUAAUUAUUGCAAUCAACAGGGACAUAUUAUCUCUGAGUGUCCCACGCGUCCUCCACGACCAACACAAUGUUCGGUGCAAGCAUUCCAUGCAACUACAAAUUAUGCAGUUGGUCCUUCCAAUGGUAGUGCGUCAAACAACUGUGUUAUACAACCUGGAUUGAUUCAAUAA